AUGCUUAACGCAGCGCUCGAGGGAGCCGCAGACCCUGUGCCACCAGCGGCAUUCCUGUUCCGCCCGGCCUGGCCCGCUGUUUCGGGAGGCCACAUGUCGGCGCCGCUCCGGAAUCGCGGUGCCAGCGAGACAUGCUCCAUCAUCAGCGGCGCCUUCUUCUGCUGCCCCUCGGAGGCGGGAACUUCUGGGUGUACCCGAGUUUGCGCAGUUGGCGACUUCAAAUGCGGCUCCAUCUGCUGCGCGAACGGGCAGACAUGCAUGGGAGCCGACACGCAGUUGCCAUUCUGCGUCAACCCCAUUCCCACCCUCGUGUCCAGCACGACGGCCGUGCCAACAGCCACGACGGCCUCCUCGCUAGAGAGUUCAGUAUCCCGUUCGACCUCGGCCUCAACUUCACCGACCUCCAGCCGCACUCCAACGUCGUCAUCAGCCUCUACGCAUAGCACAUCUAUGCCGGCGACAUCCUCAACCGCCAACGCCAGCACCGCGCCUGCCCCGACAACCACCACCACCCCGCCGCCGUCAACGCCCGAAGCGACCGGCACGUCAACAACCCCAGCAGCUCCCAACCAGGGCGGCGGCCUCCCACGCGCGGGGCAGAUCGCAAUCGGGAUCAUCGUGCCCGCAGCCGUCAUCCUGCUCGUCGGCGCGCUCUGGUUCCUCAUCUUCCGCCGGCCGAGCCGGGGCCAGGGCCGGGGCGGUCACCGGCGAUGGGGCACGGGCACCAACUCCAGCUUCGGCGGCGGCGGCGGCGACGGAACGGGUUCCCGCGCGCCGACGCCGCCGCCGGCGUACUCCAAGAGCGGGCUGGACGCCGUGGUGACGCCGUCGACGCUGUCGAUGCACGAGAGGUUUAUCAUGGAGGCGAAUGCGGCGCGGGCGCAGGUGGGGGCGUCGGGGGAGCAGCAGCAGCGGGCGGGGGAGGAGGGGGAGGGGUAUGAGAUGGGGGAUCUGGGCCCUUCAGGGGUGACCGUGGGCCGCCGGGAGCGAGGUGGCGAAGCGAGGCCGGGACAGGCCGCUGUGGAGACGCCGCCCGGCUCGGCGGGCUCUGCGGAUCGGCCGGCGUCGCCGCACCCCGGCACGGUGUUUGUUGUGUAA
Messenger RNA from Thermothielavioides terrestris NRRL 8126, 1098 nucleotides. RefSeq lists its product as uncharacterized. The transcript is spliced from 2 exons. Lineage: Eukaryota; Fungi; Ascomycota; Sordariomycetes; Sordariales; Chaetomiaceae. The record is from RefSeq and is a predicted model, not a curated record. The coding region runs from base 1 to 1098 and encodes 365 amino acids.